Molecule: messenger RNA, 1170 nt
Organism: Symbiodinium sp. CCMP2592
Lineage: Eukaryota; Dinophyceae; Suessiales; Symbiodiniaceae
Source: the annotation of a GenBank genome assembly
AUGUCAUCCAGCCUCGCAACGUGUUUGCAGAUCCUGAUGCAAGAGGACAGCACUGCAAGGGUGGGAGCAUUCCGCAACAUGACGGUUGCACAGCUCGCAUCGCUUCGCAUGGACCUUGACACCGCGAUGCAAGGUUCCAGCACUGCCGCACCGCCCAGCACUGCACCACCGGCAGAGGCACCGCAAGCAUCGCAAGCACACGAUGCAUGGGACGAUGCUGCACCGGGCUACGCACCGACCUAUACAGCACCGCAUGGCAAAGGUGGUCGCAAAGGUUGGAAUUAUCACGAUUAUGAUCAAGCACGGCACCGUCAAGAACAAGAGCAAAGCUGGGCGGACCUCCAGGACGAGGAGGAGCACCGCAGAGAUCUCUGGAACCAAUUGGAGCAUGAAGUCCAGCAACGCAGAGAGCACACGGCGGCAUGGGGCACCGCACGCCCGGCAGGGUGGGGCAGCCCACCGCCCGCACCGCAUCGUUUCCCGCCACCGCCUGCCGAUCGCUUUCCACGCCCCGCACCGCAAGAUCCCUUCUACGGCAAUCCGCCCCGCAACGCACAGUUCAUGGAGGCCAGCGAGAAGGUCCGCACCGAAAUUCGCUGGGUGCACGGCAAUGAUGGAGCUGCAUCUCGCAUCGCAUUGCAUCGGGGCAAAAAGUACCUCGUCUUCGUCACGCUCCUGACGCUGGUCUGCCUGGCCUUGGCUCGGCACUCGCUAGCACCGCAGUUUCUUCGGGCAGUCUCGCAUUGUGGCUGGGGAACGCGCCGCUGGGCCGAACAAGCAGCCCUACGAAAGGCGGCACCGACACAGCUCAGCCCCGAAAGUCCGGAACCCGCAUCGCAGUGCAUUGUGUUGGACGAAGAAGCAGACUUGGUUGAGCAAGCGGCUCUGCAGCGUGAAGAAAGCAGUGAAAGUCUGGCCGCAUCGUCGGUCUCCAGCGUGGAUUCGGAGGGCACCCCCUUCGUCAAAGUGCCCGCAAUGACUGGCGUACGCUACGCAUGCAACGGGGCUUGGGGAAAGUGGCACGCACUGCGCGCGGACUCCAUGAACGAAUGCCCGCGCACCGCGUGCGGCCUUAAGCUUGGCAUAGCUGCACAGUUUUCGGAUCUCCCGCAGGGGGUUUUCUGCAGACGCAAAGCCUGCGUAGACAUGCACCGCGCAGCAAGCGAGUAG